CGCGACCGCCCGGCGCUGCGGGACCCGAGCCGGCGCUGGAGCUUUCGCGGGCGCCCGGCGGCGGGACCCCAGCGCGGCGACGAGGCCGGGGCGGGCAGGCCGGAGGAGGACGCACCGAGUCUGAGUCCCCAGGCUGCGCACGAGUGAGAGCCAGCGCCCGGAGGUGCCAAUGUCUUCCGGCGUGGCCCCAGCUAAGGAGCCCAACGCUACGGGCCCCAAGGCCGUGGAACUUGUCCUGGUCAAGGAGCAGAAUGGGGUGCAGUUCACAAGCUCCACCCUCAUCAACCCCACGCAGACCCCCGUGGAGACCCAAGAACGAGAGACCUGGAGCAAGAAGGUCGACUUCCUCCUGUCGGUGGUCGGCUUUGCCGUGGACCUGGCCAACGUCUGGCGGUUCCCCUACCUGUGCUACAAAAACGGCGGCGGCGCCUUCCUGGUCCCCUACCUGCUCUUCAUGGCCAUUGCUGGGGUGCCGCUCUUCUACAUGGAGCUGGCCCUGGGGCAGUUCACCAGGGAAGGGGCCGCGGGCGUCUGGAAGAUCUGCCCCCUGCUGAAAGGCGUGGGCUUCACGGUCAUCCUCAUCUCCCUGUACGUGGGCUUCUUCUACAACGUCAUCAUCGCCUGGGCGCUGCACUACUUCUUCUCCUCCUUCGCCGCGGAGCUGCCGUGGGUCCACUGCAACAACACGUGGAACAGCCCCGACUGCGUGGACGCGCGCUCCGCCGGCCCCGGCUCCAACCGCACCCUCCACACCACGCCCGCCACCGAGUACUUCGAGCGAGGCGUGCUGCACCUUCACGAGAGCCGUGGCAUCGACGACUUGGGCCCCCCUCGGUGGCAGCUCACAUCCUGCCUGGUGCUGGUCAUCAUCCUCCUCUACUUUAGCUUGUGGAAGGGAGUGAAGACUUCUGGGAAGGUUGUGUGGAUCACGGCCACCAUGCCGUACGCCGUCCUCUUUGCCCUGCUUCUUCGAGGACUCACUCUCCCUGGGGCCGUCGACGGCAUCCGAGCGUACCUGAGCGUAGACUUCCACCGACUCUGCGAGUCUUCUGUCUGGAUAGAUGCAGCCACCCAGGUGUGCUUCUCGCUGGGCGUCGGCUUCGGGGUGCUGAUCGCCUUCUCCAGCUACAAUAAGUUCACCAACAACUGCUACAGAGACGCGGUCAUCACCACUUCGGUCAAUUCCCUGACGAGCUUCUCCUCCGGCUUCGUGGUCUUCUCCUUCCUGGGGUACAUGGCCCAGAAGCACAGCGUGCCCAUCGGAGACGUGGCCAAGGACGGGCCCGGGCUGAUCUUCAUCAUCUACCCUGAGGCGCUGGCCACGCUCCCGCUGUCUUCGGCCUGGGCCGUGGUUUUCUUCAUCAUGCUGCUCACCCUGGGGAUCGACAGCGCCAUGGGCGGCAUGGAGUCGGUGAUCACCGGGCUCACCGACGAGUUCCAGCUGCUGCACCGGCACCGGGAGCUCUUCACCCUCUCCAUCGUCCUGGCGACCUUCUUCCUCUCCCUCUUCUGCGUCACCAACGGCGGCAUCUACGUGUUCACGCUGCUGGACCACUUCGCGGCCGGCACGUCCAUCCUCUUUGGAGUGCUCAUCGAGGCCAUCGGGGUGGCCUGGUUCUACGGCGUGCGGCAGUUCAGCGACGACAUCCAGCAGAUGACCGGGCGUCGGCCCAGCCUGUACUGGAGGCUGUGCUGGAAGUUCGUGAGCCCCUGCUUCCUCCUGUUUGUGGUCGUGGUGAGCGUCGUGACCUUCAGACCCCCGCACUACGGAGCCUACGCCUUCCCCAAGUGGGCCAAUGCCCUGGGCUGGGCCAUCGCCUCGUCCUCCAUGUGUAUGGUGCCCGUCUACGCGGCCUACAAGCUCUGCAGUCUGCCCGGCUCCCUGCGGGAGAAACUGGCGUACGCCAUCACACCUGAGCAGGAGCGCGAGCUGGUGGACAGCGGGGAGGUGCGCCAGUUCAGGCUGCGCCACUGGCUCCUGGUGUAGAGGACGCAGAGGCCGGGGGGCCCCGCCGCGGGAAGCCGGGCUUCGGGAGAGACGGCUGCUCGGAGGGUCCCCCUUCUGCAUCCCCGGGACCGCACCACGCAGAGGCUCAGCCCUGACCCCCUGCGCCCCUUCCUUGCCGCCAGGACGGGACUGGCCGUCCGUGCUGUGUCGCUGUGAUCACUUGCCGUAGAUCUGUGCCGUCCCCGCAGGUAGAAGACGUCCGUCCGUCCGCGUUCCGUGUGUGCCCCACCAGCUCCCCUCCCCGGCCGCCCUGCAGCGCGGGUCCUGCUGUCGCCCGUGUGUUGAGGAGAAAAGUGGUAAUUGUGGAUGCCAAGAGCCCAGUGCUUGUAACUUCCUGGGUGUUCCGUUUGGGCUCAACUUAAGAAAGCCCGUUGUCAUAUUUCGCCUCAUUGUGCAGAAGGCACAGCGGGGAAACCGCACAAGGCAACAAACUGGGGGCCACCACGUGUCUCCACGCCACGCACCCAGUCGCUCGCGGCCCCCCAAGGGCCCCGGCGUGUGCAGCGCAGAUGCUCUGUAUUUCCUUCUAGCCAAGAGAAAUAAAACUCCGGGGGGUCCGAGUGAACCCCAGUCAGCCGUGGCCACCUCACGUGGACCCCCGGCCAUGGGAGAAGGCGUGCUCCUCACGUGUGGAGCGCGUGCCUACCUGGCGGGCCCUGACCACACAGCGUGCCCGUGGCAGGCGGCCUGGAGACCUGGGCCCUGGAGAGGAAGCCCCCCCGGGACUUGAUUUCUCGCAGGCACACGUCGCAUCAGUAACAACACCGUUUACGUUAGGGAAUGGCUGUUUUAAAUCCUUUUUCCCUGUGAAUCAAAGCCAGUUCUCAGAACGCAGGGUUGGUUUCUGAACAUCUGCUUGCCAACGUUCCAGUUGUCGGUUAAGGAAUAUCAGCCACGCCGGUGCAGACUGCGGCCCGCGUCGCCUGGAGGGAAGCAGCUGCCAGAAGUCAGAACCCUGCCGCGUGGUGGCCCAGCAAGGGGACCCUGGUGCCCGGGGCCGAGGAGCUCCCCGCGCAGGGAAACCAGCUCGUGUACUGUCGGGGGUCGUGGCCAACAGGAACCGGGUCUGCCUCCUUCUGAGGAGCUGAGUACUCUGCAUAGAUAACGGGUGUCGCAUGUGUCUGUCUGUGUCCGUGGUCGGCAUCUUGUGUGACGCAUCACCAACAAUAAAUCCAUGUGGGAAAAAUCA
Messenger RNA from Neofelis nebulosa (Clouded leopard), 3197 nucleotides. It is a transcript of the gene SLC6A3, whose product is annotated as solute carrier family 6 member 3. The transcript has 15 exons. Gene Ontology annotation, biological process: dopamine uptake involved in synaptic transmission; sodium ion transmembrane transport. The record is from RefSeq and is a predicted model, not a curated record. Gene Ontology annotation, cellular component: neuronal cell body membrane; neuron projection; plasma membrane. The coding region runs from base 170 to 1987 and encodes 605 amino acids. Lineage: Eukaryota; Metazoa; Chordata; Mammalia; Carnivora; Felidae. Gene Ontology annotation, molecular function: dopamine:sodium symporter activity; norepinephrine:sodium symporter activity.